This is a messenger RNA of Panicum hallii, 896 nucleotides long. RefSeq lists its product as uncharacterized. Lineage: Eukaryota; Viridiplantae; Streptophyta; Magnoliopsida; Poales; Poaceae. The transcript is spliced from 2 exons. Bases 22 to 630 code for a protein of 202 amino acids. The record is from RefSeq and is a predicted model, not a curated record.
UCUGCCUCAGGAAACAUCGAUAUGCUUCUUCCAUCGCGCCGCUCCACUGCAUCGCCGCAUCACCCGUGCGGCCGUGCCCCCGUCUGCUUCCUUCUGAACUUGCAAAUCCUUCCACCGCGCCGGCGCUGCACAUCGACUCCACUGCCCCCAAAAUUGCGCAUCCGGGCGCAGCGUCCCGGGCGGACCACAUGGCCAGAUGGUGGCUGCGGCGGCCACAGCGGCAAGCUGAGGCAAAAGCAGCGUCAGGCUCACAGCAGCAGCAGAAAAGCAGCGGCGGGUUCACAGCAGAAGCAAAAUGACGGAGACAAACAAUGCAAGCAGCAUGAUGCGGCGGGGAUGUCCAUCAGUAUCUCGUUGCGGGCAACAUCGCGCGGCGGCGGCGAGCGAAGACGGCGGCGAGACGCAGGGCGGCGCUUCGUGCUGCGGCGGGCCACCGGUGCAAAGCGGGGGCGGUGCCUCGCGCUGCGGCGAGACGCGGGGCGGCGCUCCGCGGGCGACGGCGGGCCACGGGCGCGGUUCAGGCGGCGGGCGGGGCUGCAUCGUGCAGCAAUGCCGAGCUGCAUCUUGCCGCGCGGGCAGGUAGAGGACGGCAACGAGCGGCGGGCCACCCCAGGGCUUCGAUUCAACUAGCGCUGGGUAGCCGGCCAGCAGCAAGCAGUCCUUGCGACUCAGCAACAACGAUUCAGGUACGCAUAUUAUUCAGAUUUCUAAUACAUGCUUGCACAACUUUUUAUUUAUGCAUGUAGACAGAGCUCAUAUGUUAUCAGAUUUUAUGUAUUUUAGCUCCUCACAUAUAUCCAUAUAUUUGCAACAAAAUGUCAAAUUCUAUGGGUAUAAACCAAAAGAGAGAGAUCAUGAAGGUUGCAGAAUUAAAAACCGAGAAGCAAACUGAUGAU